AUGGCUGUCGCCAGUAAUGAUAUGACACCUCAAGCCCCUUCACCUGGCCAUACAAAUGGCGUCGUAAAAGCCUGCGAUCCAUGGCCAGAACCGUACUACCUGGAGGGUGGUUUUCGCCGAGUCAAGCCCUACCAUUAUACCUACAAUACCCAUUGUAAAGAGCGAUGGCGUAACCGGCCGCUGGAGGAGAUCUUUCUCUCGGAGUUUCGAGACCGAACCCCAGAUUAUUACAGAAAAGCUCUAGAUUCAGGUCUGGUUACUGUCAACGGUAAACCAGCAGGUCGCGACACCGUGAUCAAAAACGGCCAAGUCCUGUCGCAUACAACCCACCGCCACGAACCACCCGUCAGCAGCCAACCCAUUGGCAUUAUCCACGAAGACGACGACCUGCUUGUCAUCGACAAGCCCGCCGGUAUUCCCGUCCACUCCGCAGGCCGCUACCACCACAAUUCCGUCGUCGAAAUCCUCCAAGCCGAUCGCGAAGAUGGCUGGAUCGCCCGGCCCUGCAACCGCCUGGACCGCCUGACGUCCGGCGUGAUGUUCAUCGGCAAGCACCCCAAGGGCGCCGAGAAAAUGUCAAACCAGCUGCGCGCCCGCUCCGUCCAGAAGGAAUACAUCGCCCGUGUCAAGGGCAAGUUCCCCGACGGCGUGGUCGUCUGCGACCAACCCAUCAUGCAAGUCAGCCCCAAGCUGGGCCUCAACCGUGUCCGCGCCACCGGGAAAACCGCCACGACCAAGUUCCGCCGUAUCGCAUACUAUCCGCCUGAAUGGGAACAGCCGGCUCGCCCAGCCGCUGAUACGACCGAGCAGUCUUCCGACGGCCCUGUGCCCCGCCCGGCAACCCCGCCGCCAGCACUCUAUAAUGAAGCAGAGGGGUAUAGUAUAGUUCAUUGCUACCCGCUCACGGGCCGCACACACCAGAUCCGCGUCCACCUCCAGUUCCUGGGCCACCCGAUCUCGAACGACCCGAUCUACUCGAACAGACGGGUCUUCGGACCGGGGCUGGCAGCGAACGAGUCCCACGGCGAUCGCGACGAGGAGAUCAUGGAACGGCUGAACAAGAUGGGGAAGACGGAGCUCCCGGAUACGGGGAGCUACCGCAAUCAUUUCACCGCUGCGCCGAACCUGCCGAUCCCGCCGUUCUGGCGGAGAUCAUGUCUCGCGAGCAGCAGGCUGCGACGGAGGAACUAUGAGAAGCGUAAGGGCGAACGACUCUCCGGUGCGCUCUGUGAUGUCUGUGGGACCGAAUUAUACUCGGACCCCGGGGUCCAUGAGCUCGGCAUCUUCUUACACGCUGUUUCCUAUGCGGACCUGGAAGGUGAUUGGCAUUAUCGUAGUGGGAUGCCGAAUUGGGGGUUGCCACCUUAUGGACUGGAUGGACCGCGGGAGGUGCCGGACUGGGUUCCUGCGGCGGAGGGCGAAGAGGUUGUUAUUGGGCAUGGAACUGUUCCUCCUGAGAUUGGUGGUGACGAUGAGCCGGAGGCACGGGGGCCAAGUCUUCGGAUCAGGUUCUGCUGGAGGGCGUUGGCUUGCUGA
Molecule: messenger RNA, 1536 nt
Organism: Penicillium chermesinum
Lineage: Eukaryota; Fungi; Ascomycota; Eurotiomycetes; Eurotiales; Aspergillaceae
Product: pseudouridine synthase family protein
Exons: 3
Coding region: 1-1536 (511 amino acids)
Biological process (GO): pseudouridine synthesis
Molecular function (GO): pseudouridine synthase activity; RNA binding
Source: RefSeq, a predicted model, not a curated record